This is a messenger RNA of Leguminivora glycinivorella, 656 nucleotides long. Its product is annotated as vegetative cell wall protein gp1-like. The record is from RefSeq and is a predicted model, not a curated record. NCBI's taxonomy places the organism in Eukaryota, Metazoa, Arthropoda, Insecta, Lepidoptera, Tortricidae. The transcript is spliced from 2 exons. Bases 115 to 594 code for a protein of 159 amino acids.
AUCACUCCUUAACCUCGGCGAGCGAAUCGUGCGCGUCCGAAUUUGCUAUACGAUAACAUUUAGGCUCAGUCUGCGUAUUAAGUUUGGAUAUAACACUAGUGCCACGCUAAUACAAUGAAGGCCGGAGUAUUUGCCUUGCUGUUGGUCGUCUGCUAUGUGGAAUGUAAAAAGACGUACGCGCCCAUCAACAAACAUGCCAACGUUGACUUUAUUAACAUGGAAAGCGGAGGGAUAAGACCGGCACCGCGUCCUGGUACCGUGCCGUCCCCUGCCAAGCCUCAGCCAACACCGGCCCAAGCUCCCCAGCCAACACCACCCAAGCCAGCCCAACAACUACCGCCUAAGCAGGCCCAAACACCGAGUACUCCUAAACCAGUACCAGUCACCAGCAAAGCGCAACCAGCGAUCACGCCCGCUCAACCGAACACACCCAAUCAAGUCAAGCCGGUACCCGUGAAUCCGGCGCCGGUGGCCAACCCCAUCACGACCCCUGGACCCGGCAGUGUCAAGGAUUUAGUCAACUUCUACAACAGCCAAGGCAAAGGCAGCCCUAUCCGUCCCUACAGCUACAGCCAGGCGGUUAAACAAGGAUAAAUAAUUGUGAUAUCGUUUGUAUGAAUGAAUGAAUGUUCUAAUAAAACCUUUUUUUAAUAUUA